Molecule: messenger RNA, 948 nt
Organism: Pelobates cultripes (western spadefoot toad)
Lineage: Eukaryota; Metazoa; Chordata; Amphibia; Anura; Pelobatidae
Source: the annotation of a GenBank genome assembly
AUGCUUGACAAUAUAAUGGACAUUUUGUUUGAAUUUGCAACUGACAUUGAAGAAAAAUCCGAGUGCCGUAAUACCCCAAAGGGACUAUUUUAUCAGAUAAGCAAACUUGAGACAGGGAUUUUUGCCGAAUUCUGGAACACUGUUUUGCAGCGUUUCAACAGCAACAGCAGCAAAACUCUGCAGUCUGUUCAGCUGAACCUAAAUGCUGCUGUUGGUGUUUUGAAAUCGUUAAAAGAUUUUAUUAAUGAACAGCGUACUAAAUUUGAUGCAUUUGAAGAAGUUGGCAAGUGUCUAACAGAUACUGAGGAGUAUAUUGUGGAACACCACCGUCUUCAACGUCGGAAUGUCCGUCAGCAGCCACUUGACUAUGGACACAGUGAAGAAGCUCAAUUAACGCCAAAGGAGGCCUUUUAUGCUAAGGCCUUUCUCCCAUGUGUUGACAAACUUUUAAUGUGUCUGGAACAUCGCCUAGGAGCCUACAGUGAAGUGUGUGAUUUAUUUGGUUUCUUUAUAAACUUUCCAGCGAUGGACUCUGAAUCCAUUAACAUUGCAGCAGAAAAGUUGUCUGCUUUCUACAAGCAUGAUCUGGGCACAACAUUUGGUGAUGAACUAAUUCAAUUUCAGUCAUUCAUUUCUCUUUUCCUGGAUGAAAAACCAGACGAUUGCAGCAUAGAGCAAUUCAUGUACAGUACAAUUAAUGACAAGGAUGUAAGAGAUACUUUUCCGAACACGGAAAUUGCUUUAAAAAUCUACCUUACUUUAAUGAUCUCUAACAGUUCAGGUGAACAAUCUUUUUCAAAAAUGAAAUUAAUAAAAAACUUACAACGCACAACCAUGAGCCAGAGCCGUCUCACCAAACUAUCUAUAAUGUCUGCUGAAUCUGAUAUACUUUGCGGUCUUGAUUUUUUCCAACAUUACAAAGACCUUUGCUGCUCAGAAAGCACGUAG